AUGGGUUUCUCGAUACACACGGACUUUCAUAAUACCAUUGACGGUCGCCUUCCGAUAGCUCAAGAAUGUCGCUAUGCAAUCAACCCGGCCACUGGAGAGCCGAACGAGCCAGUACCAAUAUCUACGCCUGAUGAUGUGGAAAUGGCGAUGGCGGCGGCCAAGAAGGCGUCUAUAUCGUGGGGAAAAGUCCCCUUUGAGGAGCGACGCCGAUGCCUGCUGGAAUUUUCCAAAGCUAUUGAGAGUCAUCGGGACGAAUUUGCAAGCCUCUUGACCCGGGAACAGGGAAAACCGCUUUCCCUCGCUGGUAUAGAGGUGACCAGUGCACUGCGUUGGUUCCAAGCAUUCUCGGAAUGUGAUCUUAAAGAUACAAUAAUCAAAGACGACGAGCAUAGGAAAAUCGUCUGUCGAUACACGCCACUUGGGGUUGCUGUUGGCAUCAUCCCAUGGAAUUUUCCCUUUGCCCUCGCCUGUGCAAAGCUUGGUCCUGCAGUUCUGGCCGGUAACCCAAUGAUCAUGAAACCAUCACCAUUUACACCAUAUACAUGUCUCAAGCUCAGUGAGCUAGCACAGGACUUCUUUCCGCCAGGGGUCGUUCAGGCUCUUAGUGGUGAUGAUAGACUGGGUCCUUGGUUAACGAGCCACCCUAUCCCAGAGAAAAUAUCUUUCACUGGAUCCACGGUGACUGGAAAGAAAGUGAUGGAAGCUGCGGCUGGAACCAUGAAACGAGUGACGUUGGAGCUGGGAGGUAACGAUCCUGCUAUAGUAUGCGCCGAUGUUGACAUUGAACAAACUGCCAAGAAGGUGGCAAAUCUCUCCUUCCUGAACUCUGGUCAAAUCUGCUUAGCUAUAAAGCGAAUUUAUGUCCAUGAAUCGAUUCAUGAUCAAUUCCUCGAGGCCAUGGUAAAUCAUGUGAAGACAUUGAAGGUUGGCGAAGGUAAUGAAGAAGGUGUAUUCAUGGGUCCAAUUCAAAACUGCAUGCAAUAUGAAAGAGUCAAGGGCUUUUUGGAAACUGGCAAAGCCGAGAACUGGACCAUCGCUACUCCUUCCCCCACGGUCAACGACCGCCCUGGGUAUUUCAUCAAUCCAACUAUCAUCGACAGACCUGCCGAUGAUAGCAGGAUCGUCACGGAGGAACCUUUUGGCCCAAUCGUCCCUUUGCUAACUUGGACUCACGAGGAUGAUGUGAUCAGGCGAGCAAACGACACUCGGAUGGGUCUCGGUGCUUCUGUUUGGUCUCGCGACCUCGAGCAGGCGGGGCGAAUUUCUCAGAGCCUAGAAGCAGGCACAGUUUGGAUUAACAAUCACUUUGAUUUGGAUCCAAGCGUCCCAUACGGUGGCCACAAAGAAAGUGGAAUGGGACUGGAAUUGGGGAUGAGCGGUUUGCUUGCUUUCUGUAAUACACAGUUUUUGUACAUGAAUAAGUCACAGUAA
This is a messenger RNA of Talaromyces marneffei, 1431 nucleotides long. RefSeq lists its product as uncharacterized. NCBI's taxonomy places the organism in Eukaryota, Fungi, Ascomycota, Eurotiomycetes, Eurotiales, Trichocomaceae. The transcript has 3 exons. The record is from RefSeq and is a predicted model, not a curated record. The coding region runs from base 1 to 1431 and encodes 476 amino acids. Gene Ontology annotation, molecular function: aldehyde dehydrogenase (NAD+) activity.